GAUGACGUUCAGCACAAAGUCCAUCCUCAAGAUGAAAUGUAAGAUAAAACCGUACUGCAGUCAGUCAGUGCUUGUUCGGGCUCGUGGUGUUGUACAGCUAUAUCUAUAAGAGCCGAGAUGUUGGUCCAUGGCAACAGGAUGUUGAUGUCCAAUAUCCACGGUGGCUUGAGAAUGAUUUCUCUAGGGUCAUCUUCCUGCAGGAGUCACGUGGUCAUGUCUAAGAGUCAAAGCAACAUCUCACGUAGUCUGAGUAUAGCAAGCCGCAAAUGGUUUCCUCAAAGUACUCAACCGGUGGGCCAGAUGGAUCUGAAGCGAGCCCUGCAGACUGCGGAGGGUCGCCGAGCCACGUUCACAGACAGAAGUCAGUUCAAGUACGCGCGCCGGCUGGUGGUGAAACUGGGCAGUGCCGUCAUCACCCGAGAAGACGAGCACGGUCUUGCUCUCGGCAGACUCGCAUCUAUUGUCGAGCAGGUGGCAGAGUGCCAUGUGGAAGGGCGGGAAUGCAUCAUGGUAACCAGCGGUGCUGUGGCGUUCGGCAAGCAGAAGCUGACCCAAGAACUUCUCAUGUCGCUCAGCAUGAGAGAGACCUUGUCACCUUCAGACCACACACGGCAGGAUGCCGGAACAAUGGUGGAACCUCGAGCAGCCGCCGCUGUCGGGCAGUCUGGACUUAUGUCCUUGUAUGACGCCAUGUUUGCCCAGUACGGUGUGAAAAUUGCCCAGGUACUAGUAACGAAACCCGAUUUCUACAACGAGGAGACCAGGAAACAUCUGUUCAGUACCUUGUCUGAACUGAUCAGCCUGAACAUAGUCCCUAUUAUCAACACCAAUGACGCUGUGUCCCCACCACCUCAAGUUGACGAAGAUGUCAAGGUUAAGGAUGGCAAGGUGAUAAGUAUCAAGGACAACGACAGCUUGGCAGCUAUGUUGGCAGCGGAGAUCCAGGCCGACCUACUGAUCCUUAUGUCCGACGUGGAUGGUAUCUACACAAAACCACCAUGGCAAGAGGGCUCUAGACUCAUCUCUACUUACACAUCCGAGAUGCACGAUAUCAUCCGUUUCGGCAAAAAGUCCAAAGUGGGAACCGGAGGCAUGGACUCUAAGGUGAAAGCAGCAACAUGGGCCCUUGAGAGAGGGGUGAGUGUUGUGAUAUGUAACGGACACCAAGAGAAGGCAAUCAAGACGAUCAUCAGUGGACGCAAGCUGGGCACGUUCUUCACGGACGCGCCACCUUCUGGCCAGGCGUCCACGGACGUGCUCGCCGAGAAUGCGCGCCACGGCAGCAGGAAACUGCAAGCACUGAGUCCGUCUGACCGCGCUAGCUGUAUCAGCACACUGGCCGACCUGCUGAUCUCACGACAGGCGGAUAUCCUCGCCGCCAACGCCAAGGAUCUGGCCGAGGCUACGAAGAACAACACGUCCAAGCCCCUCAUCUCCCGUCUCUCUCUCACCCCCUCCAAGCUCAAGUCUCUAUCUGCAGGUCUGAAACAAAUAGCUGAGACUAGCCUGACCAACGUAGGACGAGUUGUACGUAGGACUCGGCUUGCAGACGGACUGGACCUUACACAAGUCACGGUACCCAUAGGCGUUCUUCUGGUCAUCUUCGAGUCCAGGCCGGACUGUUUACCUCAGGUGGCAGCACUGGCCCUUAGUUCCGCCAAUGGACUGCUUCUCAAGGGUGGAAAAGAGGCUUCUCACAGUAACAAGGCUUUAUAUGCAGUCGUUCAAGAGGCUUUAGCUACUGUUGGAGCUCAAAACGCUAUCUCCUUGGUGUCGACAAGAGACGAGAUCAGCGACCUGUUGGCCAUGGAAGGGUACAUUGACCUGAUUAUCCCCCGUGGCUCCAACGAACUUGUCCGUAGCAUCCAGGAGCGAAGCCAACACAUCCCCGUGUUGGGGCACGCCGAGGGCAUCUGUCACGUCUACGUCGAUAAGGAGGCGGACCUCAAGAAGGCACUAAAGAUAGUGCGCGACUCUAAGUGUGAUUACCCGGCUGCCUGCAACGCCAUGGAAACUCUCUUGCUACAUGAAGACCACCUCAGCAACGGCUUCUUUGUCGAUGUUUGCAAUAUGCUGAAACAGGAGGGGGUAACGGUGUACGCUGGACCUAACCUCUCUGAGCGACUGACAUUCGGCCCGCCACCUGCCAAGUCUCUCAAGACCGAAUAUAGUGGCCUCGAGUGUGCCGUGGAGAUCGUCAGUGGCGUGGAAGAGGCUGUAGAACAUAUCGCUAAAUACGGCAGUGGCCACACCGAUGUCAUCGUCACUGAGAACCCUGAGAAAGCGAGCGAUUUCCAGCGAGACGUGGACAGCGCCUGUGUAUUCCACAAUGCCAGCUCUAGAUUUGCUGACGGCUAUAGAUUUGGAUUAGGAGCCGAAGUCGGGAUCAGCACUGCCAGGAUCCACGCACGAGGUCCUGUGGGAGUCGAAGGACUCUUGACCACCAAAUGGGUGCUCAGGGGCAAUGGACACACCGCGGCCGACUUCGCUGACGGAGGUUCCCUCACUUACCUACACGAAAACCUCCCAGUCUCCUGAACUUCUAGUCUUCCAAUGGUCCGCGAUAGCUCCCUGGAUACUGCCAUGAGCUACUUUUACAGAAUAUUCUCAAUUUUAUUUCCAAACAAAACUCGAGAUAAUUGGUGGGCUGCUAGAUGGAAGUAAAGACAUUUUGGGGCCUUGUCCGUACAAUUUUGCACUUAGGAAAGCGAGUAAAAAUAUCUUAGAAAUAUUUUUAUCCAUACUACUUUGUACAGUCUAUAUUUAAGGCAUGUUGAUGCAAAUAAAAAUAAAAUUUUUUUACUAUU
This is a messenger RNA of Homalodisca vitripennis (glassy-winged sharpshooter), 2807 nucleotides long. It is a transcript of the gene P5CS, whose product is annotated as delta-1-pyrroline-5-carboxylate synthase. Gene Ontology annotation, cellular component: cytoplasm; mitochondrion. The coding region runs from base 118 to 2538 and encodes 806 amino acids. Gene Ontology annotation, molecular function: ATP binding; glutamate 5-kinase activity; glutamate-5-semialdehyde dehydrogenase (NADP+) activity. Lineage: Eukaryota; Metazoa; Arthropoda; Insecta; Hemiptera; Cicadellidae. The record is from RefSeq and is a predicted model, not a curated record. The transcript is spliced from 16 exons.